Molecule: messenger RNA, 3516 nt
Organism: Babesia ovata
Lineage: Eukaryota; Apicomplexa; Aconoidasida; Piroplasmida; Babesiidae
Product: ABC transporter
Exons: 5
Coding region: 1-3516 (1171 amino acids)
Biological process (GO): transmembrane transport
Cellular component (GO): membrane
Molecular function (GO): ATP binding; ATP hydrolysis activity; ABC-type oligopeptide transporter activity
Source: RefSeq, a predicted model, not a curated record
AUGGGUGCAGCGUAUUCGAAACCUACGUCGCCCAAGUCGGAGGAGGUGGCGACUCCCACCGACGUUUCCGUCUGCGAUACUGUGCGGAGGUUCUUCAGCGAGUUGGAGCCUGAGGAGAAGCGCAAUUUGGUGAUGGGUGGGUGCGCCAUGGUGGUGAACGCGGCUACCAACAUGCUCUACCCCAAGAUCAUUGGCAACAUCAUCGACUCGGGGAGCACCGGACAAGUAUUCGGCCCGGUGUCGUGGCUGCCCGGCUGUCAUAAGAGGGUGCCUCCUCUUGACGGGGACGAGGUCCUCAGCAUAAACUGCCCAUACGCCAUGUUCAAAAUGCUUUUCUGCUCCGCACUGCCCUUGUACGCAGUCGGCAGUGUGGCGUCAUGGGUUCGCGUCUCCAGCAUGAACCACGCCAUCUACUUGAUACAGAAGCGUUCACGCAAGAAGAUGUUCGAAAAGAUGCUAAUGCAGGGAGCGCCAUUCUUCCACACCCGCGCGUCGGGACUGCUUAUCGCGAAGCUGCUUAACGACUGUGAGGAGGGACCUAAGGCCAUGGUCGAGAACGCAUUCACCUUCCUGCGGUGCUGCAACUCUGUGAUUGGCGGUACCAUCAACCUGAUCAGCAUUUCUCCCUGUCUCACUGCAGUCACCAUGACCUGCAUUCCGCUCUUUGGGCUUUUCAUCAUCGGCUACUCCUCAAUCAUCAAGCGCUGCCAGCGCCAGCGGAAGGAGCUGCUGGACGACGCCAUCGGCCAGGCCGAGGAGGUCAUCAGCGGCAUCGAGAGCGUCAUGAACUUCGGGAAAGAGACCGACGAAAUCGCAACGUUCUCAUACGCCCUGGAUCGGUGCGACAGCGUUUCUAGGCGCGUCUGCAAUUCGGAGGGCGUGUUGAUGGGCUCCAUUCUGGCGGGGUUCAACCUAUCCACGCUGAUAAUGCUCUACUGCGGCUCUUACAGGAUGAAGUCAGGUGACAUUUCCGUCGGCAACAUGGCAUCGUUCAUCCUCUACGGUGCGCUAUUCGGGCUAGGUGUCUCCGGUCUGUCGAAGGCAAGUUUUAUGCAUGAAUGGUCAAUCACUAUUGAACAGAUCACAUCUGACGUGUCGAAGGCGGCAGUGUCCCUUCAGCGAAUAUAUGAAAUUCACGACCUGGAAGAUCAGGAAGAUGACGGUGACAUCCUGGACAAUGUACGGGGUGACCUAGAGUUCGACAAUGUGUCUUUCUCGUACGGCACUCGCGCCGACACGCCAGUGCUGCGGGAUAUGUCCCUCAAGAUCGAAGCGGGUGAGGUGGUAGCCAUCGUUGGGGCCAAUGGCAUGGGAAAAAGCACCACGGCCAACCUGCUGACCACACUCUACAAGCCCACCGGAGGUCGUGUUCUGCUGGAUGGGAUUGAUGUGCAGAAGUUGAACUCUCGCUGGCUGCGCAGCAAGGUGUUCACCGUUGUGACGCAGGACCCUCUGCUCUUCUCGAUGUCUAUUGCGCAAAACCUGCGAUAUAGCAACGAGGACGUCUCCGACGAGGAAAUGAAGGCUGCAACCCGCUACUGUGAGAUACAAGAGUUCAUCGAGUCGCUGCCAUCGGGGUACGACGAGACAGUAGGUCAGCGCGGGGCGCUCCUGUCUACGGGGCAGAAGCAACGCAUCGGUCUAGCGCGAGCGUUGCUCAGAGACACGCCGUGCCUGAUAUUGGACGAGGCGAUGUCUGCCCUGGACGGCUCGUCAGAGGAUCUCGUGCGACGCAUCAUCAACCGGUUGAUGGAGGCUGCGAAGAUAGGCGAUGGGAGAGUCGCAAUUCAGGUUACAGUGGCCGACAGCUACCACGUCAGCGGCGGCCCCUUCUGCUGCUUCGUGAGAGUUGCUCCUGUCGAAUCGCAGUGGUCAGACGACGACCCGCCUGUUUCCGUAGACUUCAUAUCGUUGAAUGUGUACGGCAUUGUGUCUUUUAGCAAUCGGUUAUUCACACCGUCGAAGAUCCAGAACAAUCUGCACUUUGGCUUCCUCAAAGAAGCUCGCAGAAGGUUGAAGCCAAAUGAGGGAGCUCACCUCAUUUGCGCGUCCGACGCUGUGCUGUUCCACACAUGCACAGAAAUCGAUCGGACGUCGCCUGAAUCGUACUACAGAUAUACCUGCACGAUACCACCAUUCGUGCCGCCGACUGUCGACGGGGAGAACAUAUCGUGCAACUACUACGUAGAUGUGACGGUACAGCACAGCUCCAACCGCCUGUCUCUGCAGCGACAAACGCUCCACCGCCGGCUUGAGUUUCGAGUACAGGGGUCGAUUUACCCUGAGUCUUCAGGCGUACCCACUCUUGACGAUGCGUUAUAUCCGUUCCUCCCGAAAAAGGGAGGCUACACCCUUGACGGUGGCCGAGUCGACGAGGCAAUUCUGCCCAGAGUGUGCCAGGAUAUCACCAGUGGAAACUAUGGGCGACAAAACAUGCUCUUCGAUUAUGAGUCGAUGCUCGUUCGUCUAGAGGCAGAAUCGCCACCGACAGAUAUAUCGAAGGACCAGUCACCUGAUGCGUUUCUGCUGUCGAGGGACCUGAACGCCUUUUGGCACGUCUGGGACACCAUGAACGGAUCGGGGUUUCUGCAUGAACCCGAAGAAUCGUACGUGCUGCGCAGGUAUAACGGAUUUGUGGAGCAGUUCACGGAACUGGUAUUGAACGACACAACUGGAAAGGAGUUAGAGAAGUACCGCCCUUGGUUCGGGAGCAUGCUUCAGAUCAUGGAGCCAUCGGGUGGCCGGGGGCAGGCGGGCGGCGGCCGCCAUGAGGCCCUUCGUAACUUCUACAAGGUUGUUGAGGAACGCAUCGAACAAUUGCAAGGCACAACCAUGGACAACCUGCGCCGUACUGCAGGGGACUCUCUGGAAAUGCAGUACGAGCAGGCAGCGGACGGUUCGAAUAAAGUCAUGAACUUUUCGCUCGAGGGACGGAAGCUGUGCACGUGUAAUCUACAGGGAUUCGGGCAGCUAAGGGGAGCGCAAGAGUUCACUCUGCCAACCAACUCUUGGUUCACUGUCCAUUUCGACUUUCCCGACGCAUUCAGAUGCCUCCAGGUGGAUGUCAACCUGGUUCGUUUUGACGUUGCGGGCACUCAGGAGCAAGUGACGUCCGAGGUGAGCGUCGUGCAGAGGUCGCUGUACACCCUGGGGAAGACGCAAUCUAGCGUCACACUGUUCGUCCCUAUGCACACGACGCCGACGUUCAUCUCCAGCUUCCUCGCUGUAUCCUACAAAUUGGAACUCCGGUUCAGCUACUAUGCCGAAGCAAUCAACACUUUGCAAGAGGACACAGCGAGGGCUGGACUCAGCAGGCUGCGCAUGUUGAAGUGGGAUCAUUCGGUGCGACUGCUGCAGAGCGAGUCGGUACGUCUCCAGUCACGGUGUUUCAGGAAAGAUGAGCCUGCAUCCAUGGAGCGAACUCUGCAGCUGGCGCGUGCGCUGUGCGACCGUCCGAACACCACCGGGCUGAUGCGCGGAGCGCCGGCCCUCUCGACCACAUUUAAUAUAGUAUGA